AUGAAAGCUUACAGAUCUCCUUGUUAAUCUUUUCAUACUGUAAGAACAUCAUAAUGUAAUUUCACAACUCCUGAAAGAUUGGUCAAAGUUUAAACAAACUCAGGAGUUAAAUGUAGUCCCUUUUAAAAAAAUGAUAAUCAAUUCAAAAAUUACCAAUCAAAUACUAUAGCAAAGAAAAAUGAUAGUACACAUUUAUAUGAUUACAUCAAUGAAUUAGAAUAAAGUAGAUAUGUUAUUAUAAAUAAAUAGAAAUCAAUAAAUUGGAAUAAAGUUAAUGUAGGAGUUUAAGUAAUAAUUAUCCUGAAAUUUUAUAAUUGGAAAAGAGAAUGUUAAACUUAUUAAAUGAAAAUUGUGAAUUAAAAACUUAAACUCUUAUGAGUUAAAAAUUAGCUUAUGAAAAUGAUUAGCUCAAAUAAUUGGUAUAGGAACAAUAAAUGAAAAUACUAGAAUUUGGAGAAUAAUAUAAUUUGCUCUUUGAUUCUCAUUAAAAAGUUUGCGAAGAAUACAGAACCUUAGAAUCUAAAAUCUAAACUUAUGAACUUAGCAUGUCAAUACGAAAACAUUCAAGUUUUAGUGAAUAUUUCAAGACUUCAGAAUGA
Paramecium sonneborni is the source of this 599-nucleotide messenger RNA. NCBI's taxonomy places the organism in Eukaryota, Ciliophora, Oligohymenophorea, Peniculida, Parameciidae. The record is from the annotation of a GenBank genome assembly.